AUGACGGGCAGAAGCUACGGGGACAUGACGGUGAAUGAUGUGCUGCCGUGGGCACAGCAGAACAUGCCUGAUGGAUGGAUUCUGCAGCAAGAUAACGAUCCAGUGCACACAUCGGGUACGGCAGCCUUUGAUGAUCAAAAUGUCAGACUUCUCGACUGGCCAAGCCAGCCUCCAGACCUGAUUCCAAUAGGGCACGUAUGGGAAGAGUUUGGUAGGCUGUGUUCUAAGAGGCCAGCCAGAAAUAAGUAUGAGAAAUUUGCUUAG
Molecule: messenger RNA, 264 nt
Organism: Haemonchus placei
Lineage: Eukaryota; Metazoa; Nematoda; Chromadorea; Rhabditida; Trichostrongylidae
Source: the annotation of a GenBank genome assembly